AUGGCCAAUCCCCACUUUUUCCAACGCAAUGGACAACGGCUUCUGGAUAACAAGGAGAAUGGUCCACGGCAGAUAGACGCAUUCACUCUUGAAAACGAGGCAUAUGCCGGAGCCUCGUCUCUGGCCGAGUAUGAAGGUACUUGCGAACGGCCCCCAGGCCUGCAGGCCGGCCAGUCUGCCAAUGAGGCCGAGGCCACGGCCAAGCAUGGCAAUGGCGAUGAUGGUGACCAGGGGGAGGUUCAUGAUGAGCCUACGCCAGGAACUAGGAUUGGCAAAUAUCAUGACUGCCACUAUGUCGGCAGCGGAGUCACUGCAGAAGUCUACCGCUCUGCGGCACUAGCCCUCAAGGUCAUCAUCGAGACGCACAACAUCGCCCCUCACGACCCGGUACGCGAGGCCAAGAUCCUCAAAGGCCUCCGCAAGCCAUGCAUCCCUCUCCUCGAGACCUUUCGUGACCAGGAGCAGCGCCUCGUUCUAGUCUUUCCCUACAUGCCCCUCACGCUCGAGACCCUUCUGGAACGCAGCGGGCUCACCACCACCCAGGUCCGCUCGCACUUUCGCGACCUCUUCACCGCGCUGCGGGACAUCCACGGCCAGGGCAUCAUCCACCGCGACAUCAAACCGUCCGCCGUCCUGCUGGAGUCGCCCGACGGUCCCGCCUACCUCUCCGACUUUGGCUCGUCCUGGCACCCGCAACUGUCCCCCGCCACACCCGUCGCCCCCGAACCGGCCGACGCCAAGAUCCUCGACAUCGGCACGGGCCCUUACCGCGCGCCCGAGGUCCUCUUUGGCGACUCCGCCUACGGCGCCCCAGUAGACAUGUGGGGCGCCGGCGCGCUGCUCGCCGAGUGCUGCCGCCGCCCGCCGCGGCCCCUGUUCGAGUCGCGGCCCGCGCACGAGGACGGCAGCCAGCUCGGGCUGAUCCUGAGCAUCUUCAAGACGGUGGGCAGCCCCACCAGGGAGUCCUGGCCCGAGGCGACGCGGUUCCGGACCCCGCCGUUCGACAUGUACCGCGCCUUUGAGGGCAGGCCGUGGGACGAGGUCCUGGAAGGGGUUGAGUCGGGCUUUGUGAAGCUGAUCAAGGGGCUUGUCAAAUACGACAGUAGCCGAGCGACGGCUGAGCAAGCCCUUGCCUUUGACUGUUUCGCGGACAUCUUUGACCAAGAUACCGGGUCUGUAUCGAAAUGA
Gaeumannomyces tritici R3-111a-1 is the source of this 1188-nucleotide messenger RNA. Its product is annotated as CMGC/CDK protein kinase. Bases 1 to 1188 code for a protein of 395 amino acids. The record is from RefSeq and is a predicted model, not a curated record. Gene Ontology annotation, molecular function: ATP binding; cyclin-dependent protein serine/threonine kinase activity. Gene Ontology annotation, cellular component: cytoplasm; nucleus. Gene Ontology annotation, biological process: protein phosphorylation. NCBI's taxonomy places the organism in Eukaryota, Fungi, Ascomycota, Sordariomycetes, Magnaporthales, Magnaporthaceae. The transcript is spliced from 4 exons.